AGGAUGGAAAACAGGAGUAUCUCUCCCUUCUUCGAGAAGUGAAUAUUGCAAUAGUAGUUGUUUGAUUUCCCUCCUCUCUUCCCAUCCUAUUAUUUCCUCCAUCUCCUCGCCAUACGUAUUCUGUAUUCCUCCAGAACAAACUAAAACAGGUGUCCAACUUGUCAUGUCCACUUCAAUUCCCCAGGGCCACGGAAACCACUAUUGUUCAGAAAACCAGAAGGUUCAGGCUUCCAGCUUGUAUAUAUUAACACGUAAAGCAUCUCACAGGGAAGGAGGGGAAGAGAUGUCACUGGUGACGAAAGCAACGAAGGCGAAAGUGGAUGUUUAUUACGAUGGUGAAACAUGCAGUGAGAAAUUCGCUCUGUUGUUGGCGGAAAUGGGGUUCCCGAACUGCCUGUUGACGGUGCUGAACAUAUAGGAGUGCGGCUCCAUGUGGCUGUCACUUUACCGCCAUUGUAUUACAGCUUUGACACCACAACUACAACAGAAGGUGUAAAUUUAUAUGAAAGGAAAUUGUUUACAUUUGUUUGUGUUCUUGUGUUUUCUCGUACUACUCUGUCUCUGUAAAUGUAAAAAUUAUUCUGGGGAGCAAAGAUAUGCUUGUGCAUAAUCUGGAAAUGGGCGGAAUGAAGAUGAUGGAGUAAU
Rubroshorea leprosula is the source of this 645-nucleotide messenger RNA. Lineage: Eukaryota; Viridiplantae; Streptophyta; Magnoliopsida; Malvales; Dipterocarpaceae. The record is from the annotation of a GenBank genome assembly.